AUGUCUGAAGAUCACAAACCCCAGCAAAUUCUACCAGAACUUGAUGAAAAAUCUGCAACAUCACAAGGUCUCAAGCAAGAUGAUGGUGAUGAGAUAGUUGCUGCUGAUGAAGAACUCGUGUCAUCAAAUGAUCAAGAAGAGUGCAAGACACCAACUUCUAGUGAUCACAAGAUACCAAGAAUUCGAAGCUGCCCACCAACACCGAGAAAGAAGGAGAGAAAAUUGUUGUUGCAGAAGAGAAAAUUUUCUGAGAUGGAAUUCUUUGAAGCUUCUAAUAGAGAUGAGGUAGAGUCUUUCUUUCGAUCAAACUUUGAGCUUGCUAGAGUUGAAUCUUGCCGAAUGAAGAGAAGAUGUAGAAGCUUUUGA
Messenger RNA from Manihot esculenta (cassava), 366 nucleotides. Its product is annotated as cyclin-dependent protein kinase inhibitor SMR2. The transcript has a single exon. The record is from RefSeq and is a predicted model, not a curated record. The coding region runs from base 1 to 366 and encodes 121 amino acids. Gene Ontology annotation, biological process: regulation of DNA endoreduplication. NCBI's taxonomy places the organism in Eukaryota, Viridiplantae, Streptophyta, Magnoliopsida, Malpighiales, Euphorbiaceae.